Molecule: messenger RNA, 968 nt
Organism: Microcebus murinus (gray mouse lemur)
Lineage: Eukaryota; Metazoa; Chordata; Mammalia; Primates; Cheirogaleidae
Gene: IZUMO4
Product: IZUMO family member 4
Cellular component (GO): nucleus
Source: RefSeq, a predicted model, not a curated record
GUGCACAGCCAAGAGGCGUGGCAGGGGGCGCCGUUGGUUGGCCGGCGGCGGGCGGGCGGGGGCGGGGGCGGGUCAUGGCCCUGCUGUUGUGCCUGGGCAUGACGGCGGCGCUGGCCCGCGGCUGCCUGCACUGCCACAACAACUUCUCAGACAGGUUUUCCUUCUACCGCCACCACGUGAACCUCAAGUCCUGGUGGGUGGGUGACAUCCCCGUGUCGGGAGCGCUGCUCACCGAGUGGAGCCAGGAUACGAUGAGGGAGCUGCACCUGGCCAUCCCCGCGGAGAUCACCCGGGAGAAGCUGGAGCAAGUGGCGAGAAUCGUGUACCAGAAGAUGGAUCAGCUGUACCAGGGGAAGAUGUAUUUCCCGGGGUAUUUCCCCAAUGAGCUGCGAGCCAUCUUCCGGGAGCAGGUGCACCUCAUCCAGAACGCUAUCAUCGAAAGCCGCAUCGACUGUCAGCGUCACUGUGGCAUUUUCCAGUACGAGACCAUCUCCUGCAACAACUGCACAGACUCGCACGUCGUCUGCUUCGGCUACAACUGCGAGUCCUCGGAGCAAUGGGAGGCAGCGGUGCAGGGCCUUCUCAGUUACAUAAGUGACUGGCACAAACAGGACACGAGCAUGAGAACCACCCCAGCCUUCCUGGUAUCACCGAGCUUCACGUGUCUGGAGCCCCAACACCUGGCCAACCUGACCUUGGAAAAUGCCUCUGAGUGCCUGACUCAGCACUGACGGCCGGCAGGCCCGCCCCAGAGCAACGGGAGGCCAGGACUCCCCUGGACUGUCCCAGCCUGUCGCCUGGAGCAGGCUGAGCUGACUGACUGCUGCCCCUGGUCCCCCUCUGACUUCCGACAGAGCCCAGCAGCCCGAGCCGGGAGGCGGGGGUGGGUUUGUACGUAGCAUCAGCACCUGGCAGGACCACAGAGCUAUUUGAUGCGAUGAUUAAAAUACCUGAUGUUUCUCAUGGAA